GUGACGUCGCUCGGACGUCGCGACGUUUCGUACCUUCGCGGUUCGCUAAUUCAGUUUUGUAGCAUCGCUGCUGGCUAACGGACGGUCGCGUCAUCAAAUUAACGUGAAAUAUCACGCGACUCGAGAUUUUUUUUGAUUGUAUUUUACAACAAAAAGAACAUUUUUUUUUCAAGUUAAUAAAAGUCUGUGUCUGAAGGGUACUUUUGGGUGUCGAGUGGUUUGAUUUUAUUUUCAAUUUUUUUUUUUCGGAUUUUAAGUGCGUAUGGGAUACCGCAUCGGGGUGAAAUUCAGAGGUUUUUUUUAAGGACCAGUACUAAAAAAACAUGCAACAUCCAGGUACUUGGUACCUCCCAUGGGGUAUGCCCUUGCAAAAGAUGGUGGCGGUGCCCCUCCACCCUGCAACGGGACACCUUCAGUUACAAGCUCCAGCCAUGCACAUGCAACCAAUGCUUGCUGGGUUGCCAGCUCCUCUAGCUACUCUAAGGACUUUUGUUGCUACACAACCAACGGCUAUCAGGCAGCAACCACAAAGAAAGAUUUUAUGCGGAAGUGAAAAAGACAAAUGCAAACUCAUAGGGACGGAAAAAAGAAAGGCAGACGAUGGAGAACCUAAUAAGGACCUUAAAAAGGUAUACGGCAAACCUAAGUGGAUCGUUGGUUUCGAAAAACCAUACAUAGCCAAACUCGAAACCAAAGCUUUGAAAGCCAAACGGCCAGGGUUCACCGACGAUCGUUACAACGAGACCUCUUACUAUAUUGAAAAUGGCCUAAGGAAGGUCUAUCCCUACUACUUCACCUUUACCACCUUCACGAAAGGUCGAUGGGUGGGAGAGAGAAUCCUUGACGUGUUUGCCAGGGAGUUCAGGGCUCAUCCAGCCGAAGAGUAUGAAAGGUGUAUCCAGGCUGGCACCCUUACAGUAAAUUACGAAAAAGUUCCUACUGAUUAUAAAUUAAAGCACAAUGAUUUGCUUGCUAACGUUGUUCAUAGGCACGAGACCCCCGUUCUAUCGAAUCGCAUCAGGCUUAUUUACGUAGAUGAAGACAUUGUUGUUUUGGACAAACCUUGUUCUUUACCGGUACAUCCGUGCGGUCGUUACCGACACAACACAGUGGUCUUUAUCCUAGCCAAAGAAUACAACUUAAAGAACUUGAGAACCAUCCAUAGACUGGACAGAUUAACCAGCGGGUUACUCUUAUUCGGACGAUCGCCUAAGAAAGCCAGACAAAUGGAGCAUCAAAUACGUAACCGGUUGGUGACCAAGGAAUACGUUUGUAGAGUAGAAGGAGAGUUUCCAGACGGUGUGGUGGAUUGUAAAGAACCAAUUGAGGUGGUGAGCUAUAAAAUUGGCGUUUGUAAAGUGUCGCAAAAGGGGAAGGAUUGCAGCACCACGUUUCAAAAGUUGGGUUUCAAUGGGAAGACCAGUAUUGUGCUUUGUAAGCCUAAAACUGGACGGAUGCAUCAGAUCCGUGUACAUCUUCAAUAUCUAGGUUAUCCAGUAGUUAACGAUCCACUGUACAACCACGAGGUAUUUGGUCCCCUCAAGGGUAAAGGUGGCGAUUUGGGUGGUAAAACCGACGAGGAACUAGUGCGGGACCUAAUCCACAUUCACAACGCGGAAAACUGGCUUGGAAUGGACGGAGAUAGCGAACUGUCCAUGUUCAAUGGCCGAAAAGUUGACCUGGAUGACUCUUUAGUGGGAGCAAACAUUGCUAAAGACGACGAUGCAGAUCCGGUGUCUCGCGAACCGUCACCAUGCGAAGACAGCCGAUCUUCCCCAGUGCUAACGACGUCACCGUUUAUGAGCCGGCACGUCAUCGAUGCCAAAGUGACGGUGGCGACCCAAACGGGACACGAAGCUCCAGAUUUCGCUUUUAAUCCCGAAAAAAUGACUGUAGACCAGCACUGUUACGAGUGCAAAGUCAGAUAUCGCGAUCCGAAACCUCAGGAUCUGGUUAUGUACCUUCACGCAUGGAAAUACCGAGGUCCUGGAUGGGAAUUUGAAACGGAACUGCCUGACUGGGCACGAGUGGAUUGGGUCGACACGGACAUAUCCGAGUGAUAAAUGAUUUAGUUUUUUUUUUAUAUAUAUUUGUUAUUAUUGUGUAAGGCAUCUCUUAUCCGCUCUGUCUUUCCAAUAUUGCUCUUAGGAAUUAUUGACUAGUCGAUCGAGUGAAAAACGAUUCAUUUUCAAUUGAUCGAUUUAAAGGGUACUUUCUCCCAGUAAAAGGCAGGGUCCAAUAACAAUCACUUUAUUGUUGUUUUAUUUUUAAUUUAAAGGUAAUAGGGCAUCUGUGAACUUAGAAAGCCAGAUGUAGUCAGCAUUAUUCAUUAAUUAACUUAACGAAUUUACAAACUGUUAAAAUAGAUUUUAAUUUUUCCUAAAAAAAAGAUAGUUUUAACAUUUUGUAGAGCAAUUCAUUAGUUUCUUAGCGAACUCGAUAUGAAGUAAAUAGAUUUCGUAUUUCAGUGCUUAAUGAUAUUUUUUCGUGCAAGUUAGUUAUUGUAAGAAAAAUUAAAAACAUCAAUCAAAAAAAAAAUUAUUUUUAUAAAAUAUUGAUAGUGAAAAAAUUAAUUAAAUUAUGAAUUUCACAUCUUUUUAAUAAUAAUAGGGCCGUACAUAAGUAAAAUAUUUUAAAUAAGAAAUUGUAGACUUUCAUCAUGACUAAAAAAAAAAGUUAUUUAUGAAACUUUAAGCCUGGUUUUUCAGUUUUUAAUUUGGGUUCGUUUUGUAUGUAAAAAGUGCGGCUCGAAACCUCUCGAAGGACCAAAAAUCAUCGUUUUCCCAAAUUAAGAACCAGACAAGCCAGAGCCUGUUCAUAUUACAUGAAAAUAAAAAGUACUGGAAUACAUACUGUGCCUUGGAUGUGUAUCGCGACAUCGUCUGCAAAAGUUUAAGAAUUAAAUAAAAUAGUAUAAAAUAAAAAACAGUUUACUAAAGCUGUUUAAUAUAAAUAAAUUAUAAAAUGUAUAUCCACUUUCAUAUCAGCUAAAUACCGCUUCGGACCCUUGCUUAGUGUGACGUUUUAUUGUAAUGUUUAGUAGUGGCGAUUGAGUUGAGUGUAUUUUUUUUUAUUAUUUGGGUAAAAUUUUGUGUUAAUAUAAAUAUACAAAUAUUUUUAAUAUAAAUAAGAAAACACUUUAGACGACUAAAACUAGAUUUUUAAUCGAACUCGAUUUAAUGAUUAUUUUUAAUUAAAGCAAUUUGUGUCAUUCACUUCUUAGAACCAAGUUAGUGACCCAAUUUAAGGCUUACAGGCAGCAUUUCGUACCGCAAUAUUUAGAUGAUUUGGAGAAUUGCUUUGGCUUUGUAGCUCAGUGUUAAUAUAUUAAGCUAUAGAGGUAAUGAUCUACUUUUUUUUGGGAUGUGUAAUUGCUGGAGUUUUUUAAAUUGUAAAUUAGUCAAUACAAAACUUUAUGAGUUGAGUAUUUGGCAUCAGAUGCUGUCUGGAGGUGUUUUAGGAUUUAAUAGAGGUCUGUUAAUAGAGAAGACUUGAUGUCUCAUCUGUUAAGACCCGAUUAUGGGAAAACUAUGACAUUUUAAAAAUUUUAAUAAAAAAGCAAGUAUCUGGAACGAUUGAGAGAAGACAAUAACCCAGCGAUACCUGACAACAAAGGGUAAAGUUAAUCAAAAAAAGCAUAAAGGAACAAAUAGCAAAAUGCAAACAGAAGGAGAUGCAUUGAUGAUUAGCAUAAGAAGACAACAAAGAGAGAGUAAAUAAAAAUCAGUCAGCGAAACUGAAGCGCUUAUCGCUGCUAGUCAAGAACAAGCGCUCUCCUUCAUGCAAGUCAAAAUUAUGAUGUUUAUCGGCAAAGACCCCGCAUGUACAAUGAUAUAACUUACCAGGCAGUAUCAGGAUGUCCAGUACUUGGAAACAUAUUUACCUGUACUAGCUGCAUAUCUCCAUUACAACAAAUGCCAAUUGUACAAUGUAUCAAUUGGAGUAAAGCGGUACCAGCAGCACUUUUCAGAUCAUGUCGGUGAAAAUCUAAGACGUCAGUAACAUCUGGAAUACACCGAACUUACUGAUCUAUUAAAGCCAUCAAAUUGGACAUAAUCAUUUAAGACAAGAAACAAAGAAAAUGCCAGAUCAUAGACGUCGCUCAUGAGGAAAAUGACAACCAUAAUAGUUCCCUCUUCAAUUGAAGCCACUGGACUGAUUCCCUGUAAGACAAGUAAAGCCAUCUAGCAAAUAACCGAUGUACACAACUUGAUAUACUUCUAGAAAAAUUAUUAUGUUGAGUACCGCGCACAUUAUCCGCGAAGUGCUAUAUUGAACCAAAGGAUUACCCCAGUGCAUAGGGAUCUUUAAAAGCAAUGCUGUGUGAUGUUGGAGAUACUGGAGUAUUUAAUUGUUUGUUAUGAGUAGCGUGCACCUAAGUUUAAGCUUCUUCUUCUUUACAUGCCAUGUCCUCCUAGGACAUCGGCGAUCAUCACUCUGGCCGGUUUUACAGGCUAGGACGUGCAUCUUCUUCCUUGGAUUUUGCCUUUCAUGAUAUUCUGUUAGUUAUGGCACUUUUACCCUCUUAUAACAUGUUUAAAACAUUCGAACUUGGAAUGCGUCUCGGACCCUGUCCGCACCACAUCUCAAAAGCUUCUUCACAUUGCUUUUGUUAGUCCACGCUUUGAUUCCAUUGUACAAAAUUGGAAAUACGUAGCACCGUAGUAAACGAAUACGUAAAGUAUUGACAAGUCUCGAGAAGUAAAAACCGUCUUCAUGUUGCUAAAUGAUGCUCCACCCUGCUCGAUACGAGACUUUGAUUUCUGCGUGCUAUACACUUAUAGUUUAAUUAAUCCCUGUUUCUUCGAUUUUAGCUACAACCCUAAGUCAUCAGUAGUUCCUGCCAGUAGAACUGUAUCUUCCGCAUAAUGCAAGUUAUUCGUUACUUCCUUCUUAUGUUUCGUUCAAUGCGUCGGCGAAAAUGUUCUCAGAGUAUAUGUUAAAAGAGUAAUGGAGCAAGGAUACCUUGUUUCUUACCUCGGUGAAUGUCAAUGUACUUGGUAGUAGUAUGUCCUCGACUUUAACAGCAGCGAUUUGGUUGUAAUACAGAUUUCUUAUAAUGCGGACGUGUCUGCCACUUAAGUCCAUGUUCCGAAGGAUAUUGAUAGGUUUGCCGUGGUCGACACAGUCAAAGGCUUUCUGGUAAUCAAGAAGCCAUGCGUAUACAUUGGUAAACAUGUCGCAACAUCUUUGUCUUACUAUAGCCGUUAGGAAAUCUAAAUUCUUUAAAUCUAUCAAAGAGGUGUUUAUCUACUAUUUUGAGGAAUAUUUUUAGCGUAUAUGGUAGUCACCGCAAGUUUUUGGCUAUGUCUUCUUACGUAGUAUGAUAAAGACCGAUUCAAAACAUAGAUUGCGUUGAAGAUUAUUUCAUCGUAAGCACAAAGAACAUGUGAUAUGCUUUCUAGGGCCUAAAUUGGAUGUUCUGAAUCCUGUCAUUCCAAAAACCUAUUAUUGAUAAAUCGUAUCGUGGUAUGGUAUAAAAGGUUAAAUGGCAUCUUCCUAAGUUCUUUCGUUGCAGAGAAAUGUGAAAGGAUGUUGAAAUAUAUAAAGUGUUCAUAUCCAGACUUAAAUCUAGAGGCUGAUAAUUGGAAAGAAUGUUUUUAGCAUAAAAGUGAAUAUGAAAUUUACCAAAGGCGAAGAUGGUCAGUCAUGUUAAACCCCAAAGACCUUGAGAAGCAGUUUCUACAGAUUUUGUUGGUCCUGUGUCGAGAUCUAAACCUGCUUACACCUAAUAACUAGCGAUAACUUCUUUUACAUUUUUCUUACACUCUUGCAGCAUUUCGUUAGGGUCUAAGAUAAUGUUACCACCCAGAUUCAAUAGAAGUACCCCUGACCGAUUACCCUUUUUUUGUUUCAGCAGCAUCGUUAAUUUUCUUGGGUAAAUUCAAAGUGUCGUGUUUUGCAUCUAAACUCUCAAUUUCGUUCAGGUUUAAAUAUUUUGGUUUAAUGUUCUUUACAUUCCAACAUUCAACUAUCAUUUCUUAGCUCCUGAACUGCUGGUGUUUUUAUUUUAAUCCAUGCUUCUCACCUUAUAGUUCAGUCACUGUAUAGCUGCAUUGAUCUUUAAACCAACUAUUUCUCGGAUUUUAGGAGCAUUAAAUAGCCUCAUGGAUACGUUUUGACUGCGCUUAUGCUGUAUUUGAUUUCCAUGUAUACAAUCUGAUUGCGGGAAAUUGCAAGAAGGAGUUGGUGAUGACGAAACUAUAUAGUUAUAAAUAGAUAAUCUGUUUUCCACCUAAUCCCUUGUAUACAUAUAUUUUUAGAUUGUUCGUGAAAGCCAGAAUUUAUUCUGAUGUCAUAAGUGAUACUGUUGACGUAUGAGAAGUUGUAUGUUAUGAAUCGCAUUUGUAAGCUAUUACAAACUAACCUUUUUACCUAUAGAAACUUUACUGGCACUAUUAUCUUUAUUUUGCGUGUAACACAAAAUUAAAUAUGCGGUCUCCGUUUAAAACUUCUUUCUUAUUACCUUAAUAUUAUUUUAAUAAAAAAGAUUAAUUUAGCAAAUAUACAAUACUAAUAAAGUCGAUCCUUUUCUAUGAGAAAAUCUACCGAAAUUCAACAAGACAGACUUUAAAAAAUAACUAACAGAUGAUCACAGGGUCUGGAUCUCUUUGUCUGGACUGCAUGCAGCAUGCUCAAAGAUUUCCCAAUGCUUACUUCCAACUUUUUACUUUGUUUCACUCUGUCUUUGAUUAUUUUGAAGAAGAAUUAACACCACGUUCUUCGCUUCUAUAACAGGCUUGAAAAUAAAAAUAAAAACGUAUCAUCCAUUUUUCUCUAAGAGACCAAACAAAAACAAAACAAAGGUAAGAACACAACUUUGUUCUUGAGACCGUGACUUUGUUUUGUUAAAAAUAAAAAGGUAACAGGCAAAUAUUAAAACCACUGUUUUUUCUAUUUCAUAACUAGUAAGCGGUCGUUUGUACCUGAACCAGACCUGAAAACUAGUUAUUCUUUAGGUUAAUAGAACUCAAAUCUGGAAAUGGAUCGUCUUGUAGUAUUUUCAUGAAUAGCUUGUAUACGUGGGAGAGGAAACUUACUUGACCCCCUUAUUUUUUAGACCCACAUUUCCAUUAUGGCAUUGUUCCAUGAAGUCGCGAUUUUUCUGCUCUUUAAACAUCUAACAAAUAGGACUGUGCGAGCGUUUAUUACUUUUAUCCCUCCUGUUUUAAUACUUUUAAUAAUAAUGCCAUCUCUAUUGGUUUUCAUUUCUUGUAAGGCCUUUUCAAUUUCUGCUAUAUCUUUUGAGCCUUGAGAUAUUCCCAACACAAAUGUGUUACCGUUGUAUGUCCAAAUAACGUCUUAAUGUAGUUAUUAAAACUAAACAGGGAUAAAGGAUGCAGUAGUGGAAAUACAAUACGGUAGAUGGACGAAACGCAUGAUACAGUGGCAACCUCAGGGGCAUUUAGAUAUAGGGACACACCUUCAACACGAUUAAUUGAAUAUACAAAAAUAAUUCCAGUAAACUGGAUCUAGUGCAUCUUGUUUAUGGAAAACACUAGAUGUUAUACCUUAAAUUCCCUAUGAAUUAAUUAUUAAUAUUUUAUAGAAAUAGAAAAGUGUUGAAUAAGAACAAAGAUCUCAUUCCACUUAAUCAGUGUUUAACGCCCCGUCAAGAUAUAGAUUUUAUUUUAGGACUACAAUUAGCUCAAUUUUCUUCCUGAAAAUCGUGACAUUACUUUCUUAAGAGACGGGAUAAUUAAAAUGGACUACUUAUGAAAUUUGACCAUUUUACCCAAAUAAUAAAAAGUAAACAAAAUAAUAUCGUUAAAACUCUGAUAAUUUAGUGUAAGAAAUAAUCGACUAAGCACUGACCACACGGAUUGUUUUCCAAAAUAAUUGUCUGUGUUAUGAAGUUGUUAUAUUAUCAACAAGUAUUAAAGGUUUUCAUGUAUUCUUGUAAGUAUUAAAGUUCUUCUCAUGUUUAAGGAUCAUUUUGUUUGUUAAAUCGGAUGCAUGUUUUAUUUGUUGGCUGUUUUCGUUAUUUUCUUUUGUUAAAAUAUUUUUAAGACAUUUUCUUUAGGUUUAAGUUUUAAAAUGUAAAAGACAAUGUGUUUAUGUGAUAUGUAGUUAAUUUUACAUAACUAAUUGUUACUAACAGCAUAACUCGCAUUAUUAACUCGGCUUGCUAUUCCGACAAAGUGAGCAGUAUUAUGAAUAAUAAAAAAGACAAACGAUAAGAUAGUCAGACAAUAAUAAAAAUCAAAAUAUGAAAAUCAAAAAAUUCUGAUACUGUGGGAUUGUUUUCUUUUUCUUUUUUGAAUGUUUAUUUAGGGUCAGUGCUUAUUAUAGGGUUGGAAACGUAAUUUUAAAAUAAAUAAACAUGAUUUGUAUUAUGUUUCAAGAAAAAAAAUUGACCAUAUCUACAGUUCAAAGCACAAAAUUAGUCAAUUUAUUUACAAUAGUAUCUUAAGUAUAUAAAUAUAACUAUUCUGAAUAGUUGAAAUUAAAGUUCUCUUCCGACAAGGCUCUUUCUAGUAUGGUCAGUUUUGUUUUACGAUAUAUUCGUUAAAAUUAAAUAAACUUAAGGUCUUGUAACAGUAUAUAAUGUAAAAAAAUUGUUUACAAAAUAAACGCCGUUAAAAUACA
Anthonomus grandis grandis is the source of this 8589-nucleotide messenger RNA. RefSeq names its product pseudouridylate synthase RPUSD2-like. NCBI's taxonomy places the organism in Eukaryota, Metazoa, Arthropoda, Insecta, Coleoptera, Curculionidae. Gene Ontology annotation, biological process: pseudouridine synthesis. Bases 324 to 2060 code for a protein of 578 amino acids. Gene Ontology annotation, molecular function: pseudouridine synthase activity; RNA binding. The transcript has 12 exons. The record is from RefSeq and is a predicted model, not a curated record.